Eupeodes corollae is the source of this 1420-nucleotide messenger RNA. RefSeq names its product zinc finger protein GLIS2 homolog. The transcript has 3 exons. The record is from RefSeq and is a predicted model, not a curated record. Bases 35 to 1216 code for a protein of 393 amino acids. Gene Ontology annotation, molecular function: DNA-binding transcription factor activity, RNA polymerase II-specific; RNA polymerase II cis-regulatory region sequence-specific DNA binding. Gene Ontology annotation, biological process: regulation of transcription by RNA polymerase II; smoothened signaling pathway. NCBI's taxonomy places the organism in Eukaryota, Metazoa, Arthropoda, Insecta, Diptera, Syrphidae. Gene Ontology annotation, cellular component: nucleus.
AUUGUUAAUCCCGUGCACUUUGUGCAUACCUCCAAUGAAGGUGCGUCGAGUAGCACGUGCUAGUAACGCUCGAGUUCCCAAUCAAUUAAGUUUGAGUUUUAGCCCAAAAGUUGGAAGUUUGGCUUAUACUCCGCCAUACACUUACGGAUAUGAUUUUCGUGGUCCGUCACUGAUGAGUGAGGAUGAAAUAGCCGCCCAUCAUUAUAUGCGAUUUCCAACACCACCAGUUACCCCGCCACGGGAAUCAACUGACAUAAGCAGAGUGUCUUUGUCACCGCCAACAUAUCAACACGCAAUCGGCAGCACCGUGCAUAGCAGCAGUAGGAAGAAGUCGGUCAUAAUGAAAGUCAGCUUGGACAAUCAAAUAACUGAAGUUAACACCGCCACUGUUGUAAAGGAAAAGGACCACGAUAGUAGUGCUUGUGAAAAUGAAUUGAUUUGUUGUUGGACAGAUUGUGGAAGAAUUUUCGAAAGCCUUGAAUUACUCGCAGCUCAUGUUACUCAAAUCCAUGCCAUCGCCUCGCUUGAUGGACUCUACUACUGCAAAUGGGAGGGUUGUUCGAGAACGUCAAAAGGCUUCAAUGCUCGCUACAAGAUGCUUGUUCAUGUCCGUACCCACACAAAAGAAAAACCCCACCAGUGUCAUUUGUGCGACAAGAGUUUUUCGCGAGCGGAGAACCUCAAAAUCCACAUUCGUUCACACUCGGGAGAGAAACCAUACGUAUGCUCAUUUGAAGGCUGUCGCAAAGCAUACUCCAACUCAUCGGAUCGGUUUAAGCACACCCGCACCCACUCAAUGGAGAAACCAUACGUGUGCAAAGUAGUCGGAUGUCAAAAACGGUACACUGACCCAUCUUCGUUGCGUAAACACGUAAAAACGUUCAAACAUUCUGAACAAAUAUUGAGGGAGGAACCCAAGCCAAUGAUUACAGUAUCCGAUGACAGUUACUCACCGCUGAAGACAAAUGAACGAUAUAUGCUGGAGGAAUCAUAUGAGGAUCAAUUGUAUAUAUCGUCGGAGACGUCACCUCGCUCUGAGUGCUAUAGUCGUUUUCCCAAAUCUUUUGAUCUUAAGUAUGACAGUUACUAUUAUGGACCUCAUGUCCCCACAGACCCAUAUUGGCUAACUGCGAGUACUCAUAGUCAUAAAUUUGUUCUUCCCAUGGAACCGAUGGAUAUGGACUCACCUUUGGAUCUCAGUACAAAUAGAAGAUAGUAUAAAAUUACACAUCAUCAUAAUAUUAUUAUGUCCAAUCAUGGAACACAGCUUUUUCGUCUAGUCUUUUGUCUUACUUAAUGUUUUGUUUUGUAUUAUUAAUUAAUUAUUUAUAUGCAUAUAACUCAUCUCUUUAUAGACUUUUAAUGUUAUUUUUAAGAUAUGCAGCUAAAAAGAAAAAUAAAGACUGUUAACUAAUAAAAA